Molecule: messenger RNA, 1676 nt
Organism: Anopheles nili
Lineage: Eukaryota; Metazoa; Arthropoda; Insecta; Diptera; Culicidae
Gene: Cfp1
Product: CXXC-type zinc finger protein 1
Exons: 4
Coding region: 130-1575 (481 amino acids)
Biological process (GO): positive regulation of DNA-templated transcription
Cellular component (GO): Set1C/COMPASS complex
Molecular function (GO): zinc ion binding; DNA binding
Source: RefSeq, a predicted model, not a curated record
GGCAUUGAACAAAUCAACGGAAGCAAAUUCGUCGGGCAACUUAACAUCUCUUGUUACACAUAAGUUCAAGCAAGCAUUGUUGCUAGUCGAGUUAUUUAUACACUACAGUAGCAGAGUUUGUUAAGCAAGAUGAGCGAACCCAAGAAAAGGAAGAAAAAAUCAAAAGAGGAAAUUGCUAAGGAGUUUGAUCUACCCGAAAGAAAAAGUAAAAUUGCCACCAUUUACAAGCAGGAUGGGCAGUCUUAUUGUCUUUGUCGCUCAUCCGAUUCAUCGCGCUUCAUGAUCUGCUGUGAUGCAUGUGAAGAAUGGUAUCAUGGGGAUUGCAUCAAUGUUUCGGAAAAAGAAGCAAAGCACAUCAAACAUUACUAUUGCCAGCGAUGCAAAGAGGACGAUCCAUCGUUGCAGACUGUUUUUCGAUUAGUUCCGGUACCUGGUCCAGCGUCGAAUCCAGAAGAAAAGAAAAUAUCGAAAAAGAAAAAAGAUAAAUUGUUGGGCGGGUCUUCGGAUAAGCGCUGUGGUCAAUGCGACGGCUGUUUAGCCGAAAACUGUGGAAAUUGCGACGCCUGUCUGGGGCAUACAAAAAAUGGGCGAAAGCAACGAUGCGAAGCUCGAAUUUGCAGUAACUCUAGCACGCGUAAAAAAGAUCGCGCUGUCUUAAAAGCUGCUGCUAGAAACAAGAAAAGAAAGCGCUCGUUAACGCCAGAAGUUGCGCUCAAUCCUGCUCUUGAAGGCGAUCGUCAAUGCUAUGGUCCCAGUUGUAUUAUGACUUCACGACCCCAGUCUAAAUACUGUUCGGAUGAGUGCGGAAUGAAGUUGGCGACAAGUAGAAUUUAUCAAGUUUUGCCGCAGCGCAUACAAGAGUGGUCGUUGAGUCCUGCGAUCGGUGAAGAGCAAAACAAGAAAGCCCUCGAAACAAUUCGUAUGAAACAAGCGAUUGUACGAGCUACACUGGCUGAACUAGAUAAACGGCACGCGGAGUUGGAUCUGCUAGUCGAACGCGCAAAGCGAUGCACUUUGGAUCCGAAUGCGCUGGAAAACACUGAUGGCGAAGAUGAAAUGUCUAUGUACUGCAUCACGUGUGGUCAUGAGAUUCACUCUAAAACUGCGAUUCGACACAUGGAAAAAUGCUUCAACAAAUACGAAAGCCAAGCAAGUUUUGGUAGCAUUUUCAAAACUCGCAUUGAUGGCAACUCAAUGUUCUGCGAUUUCUACAACCCAGCCAGCAAAACCUACUGCAAACGGCUCCGAGUACUUUGUCCCGAGCAUUGUAAAGACCCGAAAGUUAGCGAUACAGAUGUUUGCGGUUGCCCACUGAUAAAGAAUGUGUUUCAACUAACGGGGGAAUUUUGUCGAGCACCGAAAAAGUCUUGCUUCAAACAUUAUGUAUGGGAGAAAAUAAGACGUGCCGAAAUAGAUUUAGAGCGAGUGCGGCAGUGGCUGAAAAUGGACGAAUUGGUAGAGCAGGAGCGACAAAUACGACAGGCCAUGGCCUCGCGGGCAGGCGUUCUUGGUUUAAUGUUGCAUUCCACGUACAAUCAUGAUAUCAUGGAAAAAUUGUGUGCUGGUAAAUUUUGAAUUCGUUUGAUGGCGCGCAUCAGAGAGGCUACAAAUUCUUCUUUAGAACGACUAUCUCAGCAGUAUGGCGCAUUUUUAACUACAUAAGUGGAUGAAUUGAA